CCCCAUCUCCCAUUCCCUCCAUCUCUCUCUCUCUCUACAAACAGAGACUGAAGCAAAGUUCUCACAUUUGGGAGAGAUGGGUUGGUUUAUGUUGUCACUCACUAUAAUGCUGGCCGUUAUCUCUGCCGUUAACUCCUGUACGCCGUCAGACCGGGCAGCUCUGUUGGCCUUCAAGGCCGCGCUGACGGAGCCGUACUUGGGCAUCUUCAACACGUGGAAGGGCACGGACUGUUGCUCAGGCUGGUACGGCGUGAGCUGCGACCCGACAACUCGCCGAGUUGCGGACAUCAACUUCCGUGGCGAGUCAGAGGACCCCAUAUUGGUGAAAGCGGGUCGGUGCGGGUACAUGACCGGGUCGAUCUCGCCCGAGAUCUGCAAGCUCGACCGACUCACCCAGCUCAUCGUCGCCGACUGGAAGGGUAUCUCCGGCGAGAUACCCAAGUGCGUGACGUCGCUGCCCUCGCUCCGGAUCCUCGACUUGAUCGGAAACAAGAUUUCGGGGGAGAUUCCGGAAGAUAUCGGGAACCUCAAGCGGCUCACGGUCCUCAACAUCGCCGAUAACGCUAUCUCCGGCAGUAUUCCGGCGUCUAUCGUGGGACUCUCCGGGUUGAUGCACCUCGACCUCAGCAACAACCAGAUCUACGGCAAGAUUCCGGCCGAUUUCGGGAAACUCCGCAUGCUGAGCCGGGCACUACUAAGCCGGAACAAGCUCACUGGAUCUAUUCCCGAGUCCAUUUCCCAAUUGUACCGGCUAGCGGACUUGGAUUUGUCUAGGAAUCAGAUUUCAGGUGGCAUACCGGAGCAACUCCGGAAAAUGACGGUUCUUUCUACUCUUAAUUUGGAUAGUAACUUGAUUUCGGGUCAAAUACCGCCGAGUCUGUUAAGUAACUCGGGUAUGGGCAUAUUGAAUUUGAGCCGAAACAGUAUCGAGGGUAACAUACCGGAUGUUUUCGGUUCCAACUCGUACUUCAUGGCAUUGGAUUUGUCGUACAAUAAUCUGAAGGGUUCGAUACCCGGUUCAUUGUCGUCGGCGAAGUAUAUCGGCCACUUGGACCUGAGCCACAACCAUCUCUGCGGGUCCAUUCCUUUGGGAUCGCCGUUCGAUCACCUGGAAGCGUCGUCGUUUUCUAACAAUGAUUGCUUGUGUGGAAACCCAUUAAGGACUUGUUAAUGGAUCGGCCGAUACAGAACCGAGUUAUCGGUCUCGGCUUGCCUAAAAAUGUCGGGUUACUAUUUAUGUGUUUUGUAAUUGGGGUGUUUUUCUUUUGAAUUAUUGAAUAUAAAUAUAAAUUCUUAAUCA
This is a messenger RNA of Corylus avellana, 1300 nucleotides long. RefSeq names its product Leucine-rich repeat (LRR) family protein (gene DRT100). The record is from RefSeq and is a predicted model, not a curated record. Gene Ontology annotation, molecular function: protein binding. NCBI's taxonomy places the organism in Eukaryota, Viridiplantae, Streptophyta, Magnoliopsida, Fagales, Betulaceae.